Antechinus flavipes (yellow-footed antechinus) is the source of this 3170-nucleotide messenger RNA. It is a transcript of the gene PHYHIP, whose product is annotated as phytanoyl-CoA 2-hydroxylase interacting protein. Gene Ontology annotation, molecular function: protein binding. The record is from RefSeq and is a predicted model, not a curated record. Gene Ontology annotation, cellular component: cytoplasm. The transcript has 5 exons. The coding region runs from base 375 to 1370 and encodes 331 amino acids. Lineage: Eukaryota; Metazoa; Chordata; Mammalia; Dasyuromorphia; Dasyuridae.
UCUCUCUCUCUCUCUUUCUCCUUUUCCUCUCCCUCUCUCUCCUUCUCUUCUCUCCCCCUCUCUCCCCUUCACGUUGCCUUGAUUUUUCUUUUUCCCCUCUCUGUGAGGCUAGGGGACGUUUCACUGGAGACAGCAGGCAGUGUGUGCCCCAGAGAGAGAGAAACAGGCGCUGCCGGAGGAAGAAGCCGCAUGGAAGAAAGGUCCUCAGCUGCCAGGAGCCCAGCAAGCCAGUGCUGCCGCUUGUAAAGCCGGGAGCGCAGUGCCUUCCACCGGCCCCAUCCCCUCACGGGAGCAGGUCCGGACAGCGGUCCCCGUCCUUGCCAGGUCUUCUGCUGCAGUACCUGGUGGAGACAGGAACUGAGCCAGAGGAGAGCAUGGAAAUGCUGCUGUCCACCCCACACAGCAUUGAGAUCAAUAACAUCACCUGUGACUCCUUUCGCAUCUCCUGGGCCAUGGAGGGCAGUGACCUAGAGAGGGUCACACAUUACUUCAUUGACCUCAACAAGAAGGAGAAUAAGAACUCCAACAAAUUCAAGCAUAGGGAUGUGCCCACAAAACUGGUGGCAAAGGCAGUGCCUCUGCCCAUGACCGUGAGAGGCCACUGGUUCCUGAGCCCCCGCACAGAGUACAGUGUAGCUGUGCAAACUGCAGUGAAGCAAAGUGAUGGAGAAUAUCUGGUGUCUGGAUGGAGCGAGACCGUUGAGUUCUGCACCGGAGAUUAUGCCAAAGAGCACUUGGCUCAGCUGCAAGAGAAGGCAGAACAGAUAGCCGGCCGUAUGCUCCGAUUCUCUGUCUUCUACCGGAACCAGCACAAGGAGUACUUCCAGCACGCCAGGACUCACUGUGGGAACAUGCUUCAGCCUUACCUGAAGGAUAACAGCGGCAGCCACGGCUCCCCCACCAGUGGGAUGCUCCACGGCGUCUUCUUCAGCUGCAACACGGAAUUCAACACAGGCCAACCCCCUCAGGACUCCCCCUAUGGCCGCUGGCGCUUCCAGAUCCCGGCCCAGCGCCUCUUCAACCCCAGCACCAACCUCUACUUUGCGGACUUCUACUGUAUGUACACAGCCUACCACUACGCCAUUCUGGUCUUGGCCCCCAAGGGCUCCCAGGGUGACCGGUUCUGCCGGGACCGCCUCCCCCUCCUGGACAUUGCCUGUAACAAAUUCCUGACCUGCAGUGUGGAGGACGGGGAGCUGAUCUUCCGCCACGCCCAGGACCUCAUCCUGGAGCUCAUCUACACCGAGCCCGUCGACCUGUCGCUCGGCACUCUGGGCGAGAUCAGUGGACACCAGCUGAUGAGCCUUUCCACUGCCGACGCCAAGAAGGACCCCAGCUGCAAGACCUGCAAUAUCAGUGUGGGCCGCUAGGGACUCCCGGGGGUGGGGGGAGGGGGUGGGGAGGGACCCAGGUGGAGAGGACAAGGGAGAAGUGGGAGGGAACCCUUGGCCUUGGCCCAGGGAGCUGGACUUCUCUCUUGUCUCCUUCUGACCCUCAUCCCAGGCCAUGCCGCCUCCGCCUCUCUCCCAGCACUAGCGGGUCAAUGGGAGUCUGGGUGAGUGCAGCCCUUUUUCAGCCGGCACUGGCAACUUCUCACUCCCAUUGGAAGCAAGUCAUGCAAGUCUUUCCUCCUCCAUAAGGGUCUGGCUAGUGCUUCCAUAGGGGUGGCCCACCCUAUGUGGAUAGAUUUGCCCAGGUGGGGGUGGGCUGGCUCUUCCUGAGGUUUCCUUUCUUUUCUAGUCCCUGUUCUGCUGUUCCCGACUGACUCUUGCCUGCCCCCAGGUAGUGAUGUCCUAGUCCUGGACAGGACUACCGGGACUCAGUCCCAGUCCCAAUCCCAGCCCCCAGGAAGACUCUCUAGGCUUCAUCUUCCCAAUGCUUGUCUCCCGGAAAGAUGUGUAAGGAGGCUUGAGAAGCUCUCCUCAGCCCCAGGGUACUUUACUCAGAGCCAACCAAGAAAUUCCCCCAUGUCUUUUCUUGAGCCAUGUACUCAAAUACCUAUUCUCUAAGCAGCUCCCCCAUCCAGGCCCAGAACUCUUUCCCCUAUAAAUAGUUUCCUUCAAUGUGACUCCUUGGCUGUCCCCUGCCCCAGCUCUAUCCCUAGGAAUGGCUACUCCUACCCUGCCCCAGAGUCUCCCCCUUCCCAGAAUAGGGGCCUUCUUUCUUUUCUGUGCCAUGUGGGCACUUAGCUGUUGUUUUUGUUUUUGUUUUCCUUUCUUUUCCUUCCAGGGAGCUGAUGUGCCCUGAGGCACCUGCCCCUUUGUCCCAAAGCAGCAGAACUUAGACUUUAAUUAAUUGGGGUUGAAGAUGGGGAGUAAGGGAUAAGAAAGGCACUGGUACUCAGAAAUGCCCUUUCUCCAGCCAGGAACGGACUCUUUACCCCAAUCAGGGCCAGCAUGGAGCUGGAGUGCCACAGACUUUCCUCCAGGGGCCCUGGCACCAUGCCUAGCUAGGCUGCUUCUCUCUCUGUUUGCCAUGGUGCUGUGCCUGUGUUGUACCUGUGCAUUAGUCAGACUGUGGCUUCUCUCACAAACACCUUGCCCAGGCCUUUUCUUUUCACCUGGAGGAAUCUGCCAUAGUCUAUCAGGCAUUGCAUUUUGCCAGAGCAGGUCCCAGUUGGGCGUGGUGUCCCUUUUCCCCUGAGAUUACUUGAGACUCUCAGGGAAAACAUGCCAAGGUUGGGGCUUCCCACUGAUUUCACAUAGUAGUUAAUUAAAUGUGAUCACAGGUCAGAGAGUGGCCUCCCAGGAAGGGGUCUGACAGCAGGUGAAUCCCUUCUUGAGACCUCGAGGUAAUCGAGGGGAGGUCAGAGCUUAAGUUGGGCAAGAUAAGGAAGUGACAGCAAUUUUCAGAGAUAAGGAGAUUAGGGGGCCAAAGGAAUAGCAGAUACUUUUUUGAUUACAAGACAACUGUACCCUCAGAUGGAAGGAUGAGUGGUUAAAGAACCCCCUGGGAUGGGGCUGAAGGUAGUAGCUGGUAUGAACGGGUUGGGCUCUGAGAUGCUUGGAAGAGGAGAGGACACAGACACUUUUGGCCCUUCCUGAUCCCUCUGCUUACUACAAUGCCAGCAAGAGGUCCUUCCCCUCUGCCCCAGUCCAUGUGUCUGACCUUUGCUGAUGGCCUGCCUGUUCUGUGCUUACAAUGUGCAUCAAUAAACCACUACCACCAGA